AAUAAUAAUAAUAAUAAUAAUAAUAAUAAUAAUAAUAAUAAUAAUAAUAAUAAUAAUAAUAAUAAUAAUAAUAAUAAUAAUAAUAAUAAUAAUAAUAAUAAUAAUAAUAAUAAUAAUAAUAAUAAUAAUAAUAAUAAUAAUAAUAAUAAUAAUAAUAAUAAUAAUAAUAAUAAUAAUAAUAAUAAUAAUAAUAAUAAUAAUAAUAAUAAUAAUAAUAAUAAUAAUAAUAAUAAUAAUAAUAAUAAUAAUAAUAAUAAUAAUAAUAAUAAUAAUAAUAAUAAUAAUAAUAAUAAUAAUAAUAAUAAUAAUAAUAAUAAUAAUAAUAAUAAUAAUAAUAAUAAUAAUAAUAAUAAUAAUAAUAAUAAUAAUAAUAAUAAUAAUAAUAAUAAUAAUAAUAAUAAUAAUAAUAAUAAUAAUAAUAAUAAUAAUAAUAAUAAUAAUAAUAAUAAUAAUAAUAAUAAUAAUAAUAAUAAUAAUAAUAAUAAUAAUAAUAAUAAUAAUAAUAAUAAUAAUAAUAAUAAUAAUAAUAAUAAUAAUAAUAAUAAUAAUAAUAAUAAUAAUAAUAAUAAUAAUAAUAAUAAUAAUAAUAAUAAUAAUAAUAAUAAUAAUAAUAAUAAUAAUAAUAAUAGUAAUAAUAAUAAUAAUAAUAAUAAUAAUAAUAAUAAUAAUAAUAAUAAUAAUAAUAAUAAUAAUAAUAAUAAUAAUAAUAAUAAUAAUAAUAAUAAUAAUAAUAAUAAUAAUAAUAAUAGUAAUAAUAAUAAUAAUAAUAAUAAUAAUAAUAAUAAUAAUAAUAAUAAUAAUAAUAAUAAUAAUAAUAAUAAUAAUAAUAAUAAUAAUAAUAAUAAUAAUAAUAAUAAUAAUAAUAAUAAUAAUAAUAAUAAUAAUAAU
Molecule: messenger RNA, 888 nt
Organism: Calliphora vicina (urban bluebottle blowfly)
Lineage: Eukaryota; Metazoa; Arthropoda; Insecta; Diptera; Calliphoridae
Product: probable serine/threonine-protein kinase clkA
Exons: 1
Source: RefSeq, a predicted model, not a curated record